GUUCACACACACUGCCCCUGGUUUCUUCACUCUCUUUGCUGAUUCCCCAUAUAAAAACCUCUUUUCUCACUUUUAUGUUAUUUACUUCUCUCCGCGUCAGUGUGUGAUCUUUCUUCUUCUUCUUCUUCUUCUUCUUCUUCUUCUUGUUGGUUACAAAAAUCAAUUUCUGCUAUUAGGGUUUGAAAUGUGGAGGGAGAAUGGAACACUCUGAAGAAAUCGAUUUAGCUGCUACUGUUUCCAACGCCGAAGAACCCCAACUGGGUUCUGAGGUUCAACAAUCUUCACCAGUUGAUCAUCAUUCUCCACCGUCAGAUCUCAAUCAAACGGUUCAAAAGAAUGAUGAUGAACUUGCUGUGGAGCUUCAUGAGAAGUUGGAUUUGAAGGUUGAAGAUGAAGGGGUUGUUGAAACUGAUGAUAAAGUUUCGAACUUUAACGAUGGUGGAGUAGUUUCUGAUGAAAGGGGCUCUGAAACUGAGGAUAAAGUUUUGAACUUUGAUGAUGAUGAACGAGUUGGUGAUGAAAGGGGUGCUGAAAUUGAGGAUAAAGUUUCAAACUUUGAUGAUGGUGAACGAGUUGGUGACGAAGAAUCUCUGAAAGGUGAAAAGGUCGAUGAAGAAGAAUCUGUGAAGGGUGAAAAUGAAGAAUUUGUUGAGGGUGAAGAAAGGGUUGAUGUUGAUGGAGAUAGCAAAGGUUGGGAUACUAAUAGUUGGAAUGAGAAUGUGAAUGAAGAACUUGGUGGUGGUAGAGAUGCUGAUGAUUGGGGUUAUGGUGUCGGUAAUGGUGGUGGUGCUGGUUAUGGUUAUGGUGCUGGAUAUGGGGAUGGUUAUGGUGAUGGUUAUGGCUAUGGUGAUGAGAAGGAAGAGAAAAGCAGUGAUGGAACUCAUCAAUUCCCUUUGAGGCCUGAAGCUGAAGAUUGUUCAUUUUAUAUGAAGACUGGGAGUUGCAAGUUUGGAUUCAACUGCAAAUUUAAUCACCCCAUUAGGAGGAAAAACCAAAACCAGGCUGUUAGGGAGAAGGUGCGAGAAAGAGAAGAACCAGAAGAGAACGCAGGCCAGACAGAAUGCAAGUAUUAUCAAAGGUCUGGAGGUUGUAAGUUUGGAAAAGCUUGUAAGUACAACCACUCAAGAGGGUUCACAGCACCAAUUUCAGAACUUAACUUUCUCGGCUUACCUAUUCGUCUGGGAGAGAGAGAGUGCCCCUAUUACAUGCGCACUGGCUCUUGUAAGUUUGGAUCGAACUGUAGGUUUAAUCAUCCUGAUCCUACAACUGUCGGAGGAUCUGAUCCUCAAUCAGGGUAUGGUAAUGGAGGGUCCGUUUCACUACGAGGUGUAUCACAACAACCUGUCGCCUCAUGGUCUUCAAGAAAGUUAAAUGAAACACCUUUUGCUCCAUUGAUGCCUACGCCUACUCAAGGACUUGCUCCCCAAACUUCUGAUUGGAAUGGAUAUCAGGCACCUGCCUACUUAUCAGAGAGGAUCAUGCAUCCAUCUUCUACUUAUGUCAUGAACAACCCAACAAUUGACACAAAUGUUUACAUGCACCAUCAAAAGCAGAUGCCAUUUGAAGUGUUUCCAGAAAGGCCUGGUGAACCUGAAUGCAGUUUCUUCAUUAAAACUGGGGAUUGCAAGUUCAAAUCUAAUUGUAAAUUUCACCAUCCAAAGAAUCGGGUUGCAAAGUUGCCUCCUUGCAACCUUAGUGACAAGGGCCUGCCUUUGAGACCUGACCAGAGUGUCUGCUCGCACUAUAGUCGUUAUGGAAUUUGCAAAUUUGGGCCAGCUUGUAGAUUUGACCACCCAGAAAGCGCACUUCCCCUAAUGAUGCCUGGACUCGGACAGCAAUCCUUUGCAAACUCAGCUAAUGCUCAGGUGGCUGGGAUGGGUGGAAGUGCAAGUGAUGCGACAAUUCAACAAUCUGUCUAAAAGCCUUUGUCAAGGAUCUUCUAUCUUUUUGGAUACAAUCAGACCCAGAACCUCUAGUUUUUUUUCUUCCUAAACAUGAUACAUUUAUUUAACUUUAUGGCUCUGUGCAAUGCUAAAUACAAGCUUUGCAGAGAAUAUCAAUAUCUAUAUAUGUCAGACAAAUCUCUUAUGUAUUUAUUACAGGUUACAUCUGCAUCUGCAGAUUGAUUAUCUGUUAUUUCUGGUUCCUUUGGAUUAAAGUUAACCGGUUUGGAUGGUUGUGAAUGUUGCUUUCUUGUUCAA
Molecule: messenger RNA, 2201 nt
Organism: Medicago truncatula (barrel medic)
Lineage: Eukaryota; Viridiplantae; Streptophyta; Magnoliopsida; Fabales; Fabaceae
Product: zinc finger CCCH domain-containing protein 67
Exons: 6
Coding region: 198-1919 (573 amino acids)
Molecular function (GO): mRNA binding; metal ion binding
Source: RefSeq, a predicted model, not a curated record